GAUACGAGCCCGCAUUCCAUCUUGAAAGGUCUAUUAAUAUGCCUCAGGAAGUGGAUGAAGAGCGAUGGAGGGCGAAACGCAGAAAACUUGAAUCAGAUGACAACAGAGAGGGCUUGCAGAGUUUCCGGUACGGUCAAUAUGGUCAGGUUGUGUCUGGAGUUCUCAAGAUGGAACUGGCUAGCUGUGACGGAGGAACUUAUGAAACUGAUGGCGAAAGUUCAUGGCCGGAGAACGUCCUCCGCGACGACUCUUCUGUAUACUGUACAAAAUCAGAACGGUGUAAUCUGAUCCUAAAGCAUCGUGGAGGGACACCGUUCUGCUUGAAGAGAAUUGUGGUUAAGGCUCCAAAGUCUGGCUACGGUGCUCCGUAUGUUACAUCUGAGCAGCAUGGCUAGUUGCCCUUUGUUAAUCACUAUUCACCAGGAUACAAGAAGGGAUGGUUUUCGUCUCCAUGACCUCCGACGAACUUCUGGCCCGUACCGCCCAGUACCAAAUCCAGUAUGCAACUUCUCGACGAACUCGGCGGAAUCGCCGGCCUGGAAUGCAACCUUCCCAGGAAUACUUGAAUGCGUACCGGCACCCUCUACAGUCUCUUACUGGCCGAGACUCUCACUCGGACUCAGAUACUGAUAUCAAUGACCCCACAGGGCUCAAUGCAGGCACCAUGCCCGACCCGAUGUCAGGUUUUCGAGUUACAACGGAGUAUGAUGAGCGUUCUGAAAACGGUGGCCACAGUAGCCAGGAGCAUGGCAACGACGUACCCUCGUUUACAGAUGUUGAGAGACUACAGAUGGAUCAGAUGGACGACGAUUUUCUCUGCUCGGACAGCGACGAGAGCGAGAGUGACGAUGUCACAUCCGAAUUGAGUACGUACAAUCGUCGACGCCGUGAGCUACUGAGACGUGUGACGUCCACGCGUCGCCGAUACGUCAUAGAACGGAAUAGUCAGCCAAGACGGCGCCCAGUUCCCAGUAUUAUUCAACCUAUGGAACAGUCUGCACUCACGGGUCCACAGGCUGGAUCUGAUACUCAGAGCUCUAGCCCAGAGUUGCUCAAACCACACGCUCGUUUCUUCAUUGAACAGACCAAGAGCAUGGUUAGCAUUAAAUUCGAUCCCCCCCCGUAUGGCACCUACUCUUUCCAACGCGGUCGGGCUUCUAGCUAACCAGUGUCCAUAGUUCUGGGCGAUACAUUCUAAUCAAGCUAUGGAGUCCCCAGAACGGAGGCAACAUUGAUUUACAGAGCAUCAUAGCUCAUGGCUACGCUGGGCCGAGGUUUUUCCCUGCU
This is a messenger RNA of Aspergillus alliaceus, 1287 nucleotides long. RefSeq lists its product as uncharacterized. NCBI's taxonomy places the organism in Eukaryota, Fungi, Ascomycota, Eurotiomycetes, Eurotiales, Aspergillaceae. The transcript has a single exon. The record is from RefSeq and is a predicted model, not a curated record. The coding region runs from base 437 to 1165 and encodes 242 amino acids.